GCUGUGGGCUGUGGAGCACUAACCAACCCACCCAAUGGAGUAGUGGAUGCCCCGGAAACAGUGUUCCCGGGAGUGGCCACAUACACCUGUAACCCUGGCUACUCUCUGAAUGGUGGUAGCACCAGAAACUGUCAGUCCAACGCUAUGUGGUCAGGGACAGCACCGACAUGUACAGUUGUGAUGUGUCAAGUGCUGCUGAACCCCCCAAAUGCCAUUGUUCAGCACCCAUCUGGUGUGGAGUACCUCUCCACGGCCGAGUACUCGUGCAACACUGGUUUCACCAGAGCCUCUGGGGACACAGAGAGG
Geodia barretti is the source of this 306-nucleotide messenger RNA. The record is from the annotation of a GenBank genome assembly. NCBI's taxonomy places the organism in Eukaryota, Metazoa, Porifera, Demospongiae, Tetractinellida, Geodiidae.